UAUUAUUGCCGAGGUAUCUUUUUGUAUUUUUCUGCCGGGGAUGGGCCAGAUUGGGAAGGGCGGUACGAGGGUGGGACUUGGCGUUGAUGUUUUGGAACAUCAAAGAUGGACAGGGUUUUCGCGGAUGUCGCUCCUCAGAUAUCUCCACAAUUACAGAUCGGGGAUCUUCCAAAAUCGAGAAGAUUGGUGCAUAUGGCUAGGUCUUUUCACCUUACAAUUUGUAUGGCAAUUUGGCCCGGGGUUGUGGUGUGGUAGGGGAGAACGGGGGAUAAUCCCACACAGGAGUUUUGAACAACGUCUGGUUCACGUUUGGCUGGAUAACUCCACCACCACACGGGGUAUGCGGUCGGCGAUGGGGUCAAAAUGCUCGUAUGAUCGAGGGCUUUUCGAUGGAUCUAUCGGCGGGUUCUUAUUCAAAAAAUCGAGCGAGUUCGUGGUGGAGCGGUUGACUUGUCUGAUUCAUUUACAGUUCUACACAGUGUAAAGAGAUAAUCAGUGAUAGAAAAGAUGUAAUGAGA
Molecule: messenger RNA, 518 nt
Organism: Blastomyces dermatitidis ER-3
Lineage: Eukaryota; Fungi; Ascomycota; Eurotiomycetes; Onygenales; Ajellomycetaceae
Exons: 1
Coding region: 41-484 (147 amino acids)
Source: RefSeq, a predicted model, not a curated record